CUAGCGUCAUCUAUUCGUGUAUAUUGAUAUUAUCGCUAUAGCUUAAUAUAAUGCAUCCUUCACUGGAGAUUGAUAUAUCGGCUAUACUUUUACAGUUGAACUGCUCCGCGGAGCUGAUACACAAUGUAUCGGCACUGGAGCUUGAUUCGGACACUGAAAAUGGUGCAAAUGACAAGCAGCAGUACGGUGCUAUUCUUGCAGCAUGGUUGACAUGGAGAUUUGAUAAGCAGCUGGCCAUGAGCAUUUUACCAAGUCGACUGCUUCCUGAAAAUGCCAUGCCCACUAAACUGCUUAGAGAGGAAUCUCAACAAAUUUUAAGCACUGUUUUUUCAACAUUUGGUAUACAAUAUUCUAGUCACUCUCAAACGCUCCCUGAACUACUGUAUCAGCUUGCCAAACUGGUUGCAUUAUCUGCGAAAAUAUCGUCAUACUCUGAUACUCUUGCGCCAUUAAAGGCUACAGACAAUCUUGUCAUAUCCAAUAUGUCUGCGCUUACAGAGUCUAAUUUUGAAUGCUUAGAUGAUCAGUUUGCUUUUCUUACCCAAACCUCGGAUAUCUCACAUAUGGAUGAACCUACAACUGUUUUAAAACUACUCAUGUCAGACAUUGAUCGAAUGAAGAAUGAGCUUAAUCUCGUAAAGACUGCACAAGAUCACAAAAAGCAUAUUUUAGAUCCCGUGUUGCUUACUAAAGAGGAACAAUACUUGAAAACUCGAUCUCAACUUGAACUGCUUGGAAACCUCAUGAAUAGAUUCAACACCUGGUGCACCGAUUACAUUUCAUUGUCUACUGAAUUCUCCAGCUCUCAAGAUAUUCAAGAUUUUGGGAAAACUCUUGCCGAAUUUGCAAAUAGUAUCGAAAAGGCAGCUGACAUCUCAAAGAAACUGGACAUUCUCACGCUACUCGAGACUAAUGUUUCUUGUACCAUUUCUAAGCUUGAAGGACCAGAUGCAUUGAGUAUACAAGGGGAGUCGCUACCUGUUGCUCACGAUCAAGUGGCUCGAAUCAUCCACGCACUGGAGAUUUGACAGGUUUUAAUAUAUAACAAAAUAAUAAACUUAUUCACACUUACUGUACCCAA
Molecule: messenger RNA, 1081 nt
Organism: Batrachochytrium dendrobatidis JAM81
Lineage: Eukaryota; Fungi; Chytridiomycota; Chytridiomycetes; Rhizophydiales
Exons: 4
Coding region: 51-1028 (325 amino acids)
Source: RefSeq, a predicted model, not a curated record